GCGCCAGCGCCGGUCAAGCGAGGACCUUUGCAUGGAGGUGGCUGCUGUGGCGGAAAGUGCAAGAGUAGGCCGAGAGGAGAAGCAGGAGCUUUAUUGAAGUAUAAUUGGUAUUUUAAAAAAGCCUGCACAUUUACUAUAUACAAUUUGAUGAAUUUGGAUAUAUACAUAUACCUGUGAUACCAUCACCAUAAUCAAGGACAUAGCUCGGCAAGCAAAAGAAAAACUGAACAAAGAGGAAACCAACAAAGAUACCUUUGGAAGCACUGAAUGUGGCAAAAUAAGAACAAUGGAUCUCAAGUUCAACAACUCCAGGAAAUAUAUUUCUAUAACUGUCCCGUCUAAAACCCAGACAAUGUCACCACACAUCAAGUCAAUAGAUGACAUUGUAGUACUUGGCAUAAAUCUUAGCAAAUUUAACAAACUUACUCAAUUUUUUAUAUGUGUUGCUGGAGUUUUUUUAUUUUACCUCAUUUAUGGAUAUUUACAGGAAUUAAUAUUUUCAGUGGAGGGUUUUAAGCCCUAUGGCUGGUACCUUACUUUAGUACAGUUUGCAUUUUACUCCAUAUUUGGCCUAAUAGAACUUCAGCUUAUUCAGGACAAAAGGAGAAGAAUACCAGGAAAAACCUACAUGAUAAUAGCUUUUCUAACUGUGGGUACUAUGGGGUUAUCAAAUACUUCCUUGGGCUACCUGAAUUAUCCUACCCAAGUCAUCUUCAAGUGCUGCAAGUUGAUUCCUGUUAUGCUAGGAGGAGUUUUUAUUCAAGGCAAGCGUUACAAUGUUGCAGAUGUGUCUGCUGCAGUGUGUAUGAGCCUUGGUCUGAUAUGGUUCACCCUCGCUGACAGCACGAUUGCACCCAAUUUCAACCUGACAGGUGUGGUCCUUAUUUCCCUGGCGCUGUGUGCAGACGCUGUCAUUGGAAAUGUUCAAGAGAAGGCCAUGAAGCUGCACAAUGCCUCUAAUUCCGAAAUGGUUUUGUAUUCGUAUUCAAUCGGUUUUGUGUACAUUUUAUUGGGACUGACGUGCACUAGUGGAUUGGGCCCUGCAGUAACAUUUUGUUCAAAGAAUCUAAUUCAGACCUACGGUUAUGCUUUUCUUUUUUCCCUCACUGGGUAUUUUGGAAUCUCCUUUGUUCUGGCUUUGAUUAAAAAUUUCGGUGCACUUCUUGCUGUAACAGUGACAACAGGAAGAAAAGCAAUGACCAUUGUACUUUCAUUUAUAUUCUUUGCCAAACCAUUCACAUUUCAGUACAUAUGGUCCGGUUUGUUAGUUGUCCUCGGUAUAUUUCUCAAUGUUUACAGCAAAAAUAUGGAUAAAAUAAGAUUACCAUCACUAUACGAUCUGAUAAACAAAACUGUGGAAGUGAAAAAAUCAAGGACGUUGGCGCAAACUGUAUAGGCAGGGGUUCUUGCUGUUCAACAUAGAAUUCUGAGGGACCAAUCAAUCAUCAAUUACCUAACUUUCCGAAGGGAUUAUUAUGAAAACCAAAGGAUCUAAGAGCGUGCUCUCCAUUGUGAUGGGACCACGUGCAGGCGGUCCUUUCUUCCGAGCAGCUGGACUGUUGGGCGUCUGCAGCCACAUCCGUGGAAUGAUGUGUCAGUACAAAGGACUGUCAUUAUUAGCAGUUUAUUGAGAAUUCACUGGAAAUGGGCCAUGUUGUAAGACUAAUUAGACACCUUUACGGCAUAUCAGAGAGAGAGGCAAUAGCAGACUGUUUUGUCCUCAUUCCGUUUUGGUGGUGUUAUUUAAAUUGAUUCUCUGUUAUAAGAGUGAACUGAUGAUUUAAAGUCUAGAGAGAGUAACUUCACUAUAAAUAAAAAUUAUUCUGUGAUUUUUUUUUUAAAGAAUGCGUUGAUAGAAUCUUUUAUGAAGAAGGAAGUGAAGAAUUGGAGUAUGACUUGACAUGAACUUUAAAACUUAAGGCUUUCUCUGAUAAUUUAAACAUAUUCUUUAGAGAAAACAUGCUUUAAGUUUCCUGCGAAAUCCAGACAAUAUAGUAAAAGGAGUCAUCAUACUGCAUCCUGCAAGUAUAUAUCACAAGAAAAAUUUGCUA
Messenger RNA from Molossus molossus (Pallas's mastiff bat), 2051 nucleotides. It is a transcript of the gene SLC35B3, whose product is annotated as solute carrier family 35 member B3. Bases 287 to 1396 code for a protein of 369 amino acids. Gene Ontology annotation, biological process: transmembrane transport. Gene Ontology annotation, molecular function: 3'-phosphoadenosine 5'-phosphosulfate transmembrane transporter activity. NCBI's taxonomy places the organism in Eukaryota, Metazoa, Chordata, Mammalia, Chiroptera, Molossidae. The record is from RefSeq and is a predicted model, not a curated record. Gene Ontology annotation, cellular component: Golgi membrane; endoplasmic reticulum membrane. The transcript is spliced from 11 exons.